GAACUUAGAUUAAAAAAAAGAAAAAAGAAAGGGAAAUUGGAAGCAGAAGCUGUCACUAUUCUUGCUUACUUUCACUUUGCUCCCUUUGCUAACUUUGCUUCGUGUGUAAGCUCAAAUCUUCUCGUUUCCACCUAUAAGCCUUCACUUCCAGUUUUAAACUAUACAUACAAGCUAUACAUACAUGGAGAAGAGCGAAGCAGCUGAGAAGCAGUGGAGAGUCUCCGACAUCACCAAUCCCAGUCCAAAUACUUCACUCAACUUGCCGCCGGCGCGUUCCCCCACCGACUCAUCUCUCUCGUCUUGCCGCUCAUCUCUCGACCACGCCGAUGCAUCGCAGCACCUCUCUUUACAACCCUCGCCCUCGCCGCCUCUUCAGUUUCACAACUCUCCUCCGACUUUCUCGCCGACUUUUUCGGCGGCUCCGAACCGGUCGGUUCCGGCCGAUCCGGUCACGGUUACGAAGCCACAGCGUGCUGCUAAAGAGACUAGCGGUGGAGUUAGUAGUAUAGGGACGAGGCGGAUGAAGACGACGUCGUCGUUUGGUUCGAGGAGGACGGUGAGUGAGUUGGUGGUGAAGAAGGCGGCGUUAGGGUUCAGGUUUUUUGGAUUCGUGUUUUGUUUGGUUUCAUUCUCGGUUAUGGCUGCUGAUCGGAAUAAAGGCUGGGCCGUUGAUUCCUUUAAUCGGUAUAUUGAAUUCAGGUACUGUAUUGCGGUGAAUGCCAUAGGAGUUUUCUACUCGGCUUUACAGGGACUAAAUCUAGCUUAUCAGUUAUCUUCUGGAAAACUAGUUUCAGGUUCUCAUCUCCGUUAUAUCUUUGAUUUCGCCUUUGAUCAGAUUCUGGCUUAUCUUCUGAUAUCAUCGUCAUCAUCAGCAGCCAUUCGUGUAGAUGACUGGCAAUCCAACUGGGGGGAAGAUAAGUUUACGAAUAUGGCAAGAGCUUCAGUGGUAGUUUCCUUCAUAGCAUUUGUGUCCUUAGCUGCUAACUCCAUGAUAUCUGGUUACACUCUAUGCACUUUAUAGCAUAUAUAUUUAUCAUUGCUGCCUAUAAUGAUCGAUCUGCUUCUGUAUCUUUGCCUACGAGAUUAGUGUUGUAAAACAAAAAAUGUCACGGGUAAUGUUGUAAGUUAUAUGCAUAUUUAUAAAUGCUUGUAUAUGUAUAUAUUUAUUGUCCGACUCUCUACGCCUGAAGAUACUUGAGUUGGAUGUUUCUUUGGCAAGUUGAGUAAGAUGUUGCAAAUGUAAAAUAUAAUAUUGUGGUUA
Messenger RNA from Daucus carota subsp. sativus, 1261 nucleotides. Its product is annotated as CASP-like protein 4A1. NCBI's taxonomy places the organism in Eukaryota, Viridiplantae, Streptophyta, Magnoliopsida, Apiales, Apiaceae. The transcript is spliced from 3 exons. The record is from RefSeq and is a predicted model, not a curated record. Bases 182 to 1021 code for a protein of 279 amino acids.